Molecule: messenger RNA, 652 nt
Organism: Symbiodinium sp. CCMP2456
Lineage: Eukaryota; Dinophyceae; Suessiales; Symbiodiniaceae
Source: the annotation of a GenBank genome assembly
AUGUUUCAUGAGGUAAGCGACGCCUCCCCAUCCCUGCUGUCUGUGACUCCUCGAGGCAAUUCACCGACACUCUCUCCAAUUAUUGGCCUUUCCCUUUGCAGCCCGGUUCACAUCGUGCUGCUUGGGGACAGCACGCUUGACAACAGUCGGCAUGUCGACAUUUCCAUUCACAAGCUCCUGGCUGCAGAAUGCUCCACUAUGGGUUGGGAAUGCACAUUCUUAGCACAAGAUGGCGCAAACCUGGACGAUGUGGCCAUGAAGCAGCUUGGGCGCAUCCCGGAUUCUGCAACUCAUGUAAUACUCUCCGUGUCCGGGAAUGACCUCCUCCGCCUGCUGAACGAGCUUUCUGCCAGCUCCUUCGCCCCGAGAGCUGUGUACAAAGCAGUUACGGUCAGGCUGGACGACAUCUGCCAGAAGAUGAAGCAGGUUCUUCAAUCAGUAACAGCCAUUGGCUGCCAUGCGGCAUGCUGCACUGUGUAUGCGCCGCAGUUCGAUCAAGUCCUUCUGAAAAUGCUGGUGUCGACAAGUCUGGCCGUCCACAACGGCCGCAUCCGCAAGAUGGCCCGAGACAUGGGCCUUUCCCUCAUAGACUUGGCCUUCAUCUGCACGCAGCCAAGCGACUUCGCCAAUGCGCUUGAGCUGAGCACGAGAG